Messenger RNA from Apodemus sylvaticus (European woodmouse), 2255 nucleotides. It is a transcript of the gene Prrg4, whose product is annotated as proline rich and Gla domain 4. The record is from RefSeq and is a predicted model, not a curated record. The transcript is spliced from 6 exons. Gene Ontology annotation, molecular function: calcium ion binding. Lineage: Eukaryota; Metazoa; Chordata; Mammalia; Rodentia; Muridae. Gene Ontology annotation, cellular component: extracellular region. The coding region runs from base 455 to 1138 and encodes 227 amino acids.
GUCACGAGGGAACCGACGGUAACCUCGAGAACCCAAGCGUUGGGUCUAAGUUCAAAACUCCGGUGGCGCCUAGGGCGCUCUGUGAGGCCGCCAAAGUGUGAUCGUCCGGGUGGCAGUCGCGUAGGGCUGGGGACCGAGAGCCGGAGGAGGAGCGCUGCCAGGUGACCCGCCUCUCCUCCCUGUGCUGCAGCGGUGGGAGUGGCUCCAGCACACAAGCAGGGCCCCCGUGCGGCUCACGUUCCCCGAGCGCCCCUGCGCGGAUCCUAGGGGCUCUCCCGCGCGCCGGUGUCGCCUUGGAGCCGCGAAGAGCUAGGCUCCAAACUGUCGCCGAGAUCCAGACACGUCUGCGACACAGGGCCAGGCCACCUCGGGGACAAGCAGAUAAUUCGGCUCCCGCCCAGGGGCUGCCGGAACAUGUGCCCGGGGACACAGUUUGUUUGACAGUUGCUAGACUAUGUUUCCACUUCUGAUCGUACUCAGCCAGCUGCCCAGACUUACCCUCGCACUUCCUCCUUGUACGAGAAACCUAAAGGAUUCCGAACAUGUCCCAGAAGAAGUCUUUGCAUCAAAAGAAGCAGCAAAUAUCUUUAUGCACCGCCGCCACCUCCUGAACAAUAGGUUUGAUUUAGAACUCUUCACUCCUGGGGACCUGGAGAGAGAGUGCUUUGAGGAGUUUUGUAGUUAUGAAGAAGCCAGAGAGAUUUUGGGUGAUGACGAAAAUACGAUCACAUUUUGGCAGGACUAUUCAAUUAAAGGGCCAACCACAGGAUCAGAUGUUAACAAAGAGAAAAUUGAUGUUAUGAGCCUUCUGACUGGAUUGAUCAUUGCUGGAGUAUUCUUGGUUAUUUUUGGCUUACUAGGCUACUAUCUCUGUGUCACCAAGUGUAACAGGCAGCCAUAUCCAAGCUCUUCAGCUGUCUACACAAGAACAGCCAGACACACACCCUCCAUUGUUUUCAGAACACCUGAGGAGGCUGUCUUGUCUCCAACGUCGUCUUCAGAGGAUGCAGGACUCCCUUCCUAUGAACAGGCAGUAGCACUGACCAGGAAGCACAGUGUCUCCCCACCACCUCCCUAUCCUGGGCCUGCAAAAGGAUUUAGGGUAUUUAAAAAGUCCAUGUCACUCCCGUCUCACUAAGCCUGCCUGGCUGCCUUGCUGGAAGACAUUCAUUCAUGUGGUUGAAUAAUUUGUUCUCCCUGAAAAAAAGAAAAAGAUUUGCUGGUUCAGCUUUUUAUGACACAUUGCAAGGAACAAAGGAAUGAUGCACACCAAACAGAAUUCACCACAGCACUAUCGUCUUGGACAUAAACUGGAUCGCUCUCAUCUUGGUAAGAAGCUUCAACUCCAUUACCGUGAAGUUAAGAAGAAAGUACCUUUUGCAAAGUAUACUGUACUGGUUCAAAACUCUUUGCUGUAGCUGGAUAGUGUGGUGUGCCUACAAACACUCAGGAGGCUUAGAGGGAAGGGAUGAGAGUUCAAGGCCAGCCUGGGCUCUGUCAAGACCCUGUCUGAAACCACAGUUUGUUAUUGGUAGAAUAAUUAGAAUUAGCCAACCAGGAACUGUCAAUCUUAGAUCAUGAGAUUGGAUCUUCUCUUCCUUAGGAUUUGAUGCUUUGCUGUAAAUCUGUGGCCUUGAUGUAAUCACAUGGUUUUCUGUUCUAACUAGUGCAGAGCAUUCAUCAGAUUUGCAGGUCUUAGUUUUUCACUCGCUGUCAAUCACAGUUCAAUGGUGUCAAGAGGGUUUGUUUGUUUGUUGGUUGGUUUGUUUUGGUUCUUUAAAAAUUAACAUUCAUGGGCUAAGGGGAUGCCUCACUUGGAAAGUGCUAGUCCUACAAAUAUAAGGACCUGAGUUUAAUCUGUAAUACCCAUGUUUGAAACAAACAAGCAAACAAACAAUAGACAAAAAGAGCAAAUAAGCAAGCAAACAAAACAAAUUUGAGUAUGUGGGUGCACACCUGUGAUCGCAGCACUGUAGGAGGACGCAGGGGGACCCCUGAGCUUGGUGGCUAGCCACAGGAGCUGAAUCAGGAACCUCUAAAUUCAGUCUCAAAAUUUAAGGUAGAGCCAGUGAGGUGGGUGAAUGCCCUUAAUCUUGGUACUUGAGAGGCAAAGAUCUCUCUGUGAGUUCAAGACCAGCCUAUUCUACAUUGUGAGUUCUAGGACAGCUACAAAGCCUGCCUCAGAAAAAAACAAACAAAAACAAAAAACAAGGCUGAGAAGUAAUGGUACAUGCAUUUAAUCACAGCACUCAGAA